AGGCUCCCUUUCAGGUUUGAGGGUUUGGGUUCAAGAUGGCCAGGGGAAGAAGUGGAGUGGCAAAAGACAAGGACAAGGACAAGGAUCGUGAGCCAGAUCCUAAGUAUGCACUUUGGAUAAUUGCGGCGAUAGGCAAGGUCAAAGGGCAAAAGCAACGUCCUAGUGAGGAUCGUAUUUCUCACAUUCUAGAGACUGUUUAUGGAUUGGACCAGCAGGUGGCACUGGAACAACUUGAGCUCUGCGUCAAAGCAGGGAAAGUCCUGAAAGUAGUUUUCAAGGACAAAGCCUCCUACAAGGACCCUGCUAAGGUUCCGAAGCAUAUGCGGGGAACUGUGGAAAAGCCUAAAGAUUUCAUGAAAUUUAUCAGGGAAGCUCUAGAGAAUGUUGGGGAUGAGAAUGGAUGCACACAACAACAAAUUGCUAAUUAUAUAACUGAUCGACAUGCAGAGAGUUUGGAUUCGAGUAGUGAUACUCAAACACGACUCAAAGAAGCCCUCAAGAAAGGACUUGCUUCUUCAACGUUUAUCAAGGAGGGUCGAUAUUACAGGCUUGCUUCACUGCCAAAGGUAUGUGCAAUGAUUAAGAUAUAUCAUGGUCUUUGUAGUUUCACGCAUUUAUUCGUAAUAUAUACCAAAGAAAAAGUUCACUAAAAAAUUCAAAUUUCUUUUUGUAAAAUCCUAAGACAUAAAUACUUAUGUAUUUUUGUACUAUUAUGUGCAAAAGAUUUGCCUGUGAGGUUUCAUUUAAUUUAAAUGGUGACAACAUUGGAUUUCGCUCUUCCCUUUUUUGCCGAAUACCAGGUGUGGGGUUUUGUUAACCCUUGACUAAGACAUAUUAGGAGUGGUAAGCAAGUUUCAAAGCAUUAUGUUGAAAGGCAAAAAUCUGCAUUUUGAUGGGCCACUGUGUUUGUUACUUUCUAGAGGGAAAAGACACAUCUAGAGCUAGUCCAUACUUCUGAUAAGUUUUUCAAUACUCUCCAUGAUACACAAGUUGCUGUUCACCAAAGUGAGCUGAUAUGCAUAUGAAUACAUUGAGUUAUAACAUUGUUACAUCCAAUUGCACCAUAAUAAUUAGACAAGAUAAACAAUAUGGAAAACGUCAAGGUUCAUGCAUUUCAAGAUAAUUAGGGCCUGAAUGUGCACAAUGUUUCAGCCUAUAAAGAAGAAGAAAGUUGAUGCAAGCACCUUCUGUGGGUUUUGUCUGGGAACAGCUGACUGUAAUAAGGAUGGUGAAGAGGAAGAGCUUAUUUCUUGUGCUGAUUGUGGAAACAGUGGUGGGUCUGACUAUUAUGUUUUGAAAAGACCUUUAUUUGAUAAAACUAAAAAGACAAUCACAAUAAUGCAGGAUGACACCUAAGAAACAAAAUCAGUUGUAAAGAUUUGUUAGGUGUUACUCUAGUUUACAAACAUUGAGCUGUUGGAGUAGCAAUCCCAAAAUUUGCCUGAGAAAACGGCUGACAUUUCGUGAGGCUACCACUGGUUUCUCCGCAAAGUGACGCCUGAGCAACGAGUGCAGAAAUUCCGUACUGAUGACGCAGUUUAAAUCAAUCAGAAGUGCUAACCAGAUCUUGGUAGUGAUUUGUCAUCAGUAUGGAAUUCCUGCUCUACAACUGUAGUGGGCUGUUUUCUCAGGCCAACCCUAAAUUUCAGUAAGGUAGAUAAAGAUGGUCACAAGCCAAAUAUAAGGUUCAUAUGGCCAGAGAUUAACCCUGCGUUUCUGUGGCAUGAAGUACCUAUCGUAGGAGAAUGGCUACACCCCUUUGAUGGGAAUGCUAGUCCAUUAUCUUUCAUCAAUCCCAGCAGCAUGUUCCAGCACUAUUUACAUACAUGUACAUGUUACAGGUCAAAAUUUAAUUCAGGUUAAGUUUUUUAAACCUAGGUUGAUUCUCAAUUUCCUUUGUCUCUUAGCCCUAAUUAUUCAUGAAUUAGGGCUAGAAGACAAAGAAAAUUGAGAAUCAACCUAGGUAAAAAAAUUUUAACCUGAAUAUAAGUUUGAACUGUAACAUAUACAUGUGGCCCAGGUUCCAUGAAAGUUAACAUUAACCCAGAAUUAACCUGCAUUAUAAAAUUUUAUGUUAUGUUAUUGAUAUUGUUAUUAUUUAUUAAUUAAGCCAAAUUUUACACCAAAUUUUCCAAAAUUAAGAUAAAAAACCUUCCGUGGUACCUUUUUUAUGGCCUAAAAAACUGAACUUACAUGUACAUUGCUUAAGUUGUACAUGUAAGUGCUGACUGUCUAGUGCAAACUGCUACAUGUGUGAAUAGUCAUUGUUAGUUUUCUCAAAAAAUAAAUCUUUUUCUCGCAAUCUUUUGGAGUGAUGAAUUUUCAAAAAUGCUGGUUCAUGAAACUUGAGACUUGAGACUGGAUUCCCUAAUUUCAAAGCUCAACUUGUUCAAGUUUUGAGAUGGGAGAGUUUGAGUUUUAAGGAUGAACUUGAGACUGUGAUCUUACUGUAUGGUACUGUAUUCUUGAUGUUUUACUAGAGUUUAAGUUAUAACAUACGGUAGUAUUUUACUGUCACUUGCAGUGUGUAAUCUGACUUGUUAAACACUUUUUUAAAAAUAUUUCCAAGGUCACCCCUCAUGCCUGAAGUACUCUCCUCAGCUAACAGCUCGUAUAAAGCAAGAACCCUGGCAGUGCAUUGAGUGUAAAGUGUGCUCUGUCUGUCGUGAUGCUGGAAAUGCCGUAAGUAUUAUGCUCGUGAAAGUAUGUGGUGCUAAAUUACAAUUUUCAACAAUAGACUUCAUCAGGGGUACCCAAAUAUGACUCACAAACCUCUUUCCAGAUAUGUCAGCAGCGUCUUAAAUGGUUUUGUUCCUUUGAACAGUUACAUGUAUUUUACAGUAAAAAGUCAUUGGGUGCCCCUGACUUCUUGUGAUGUGUUCUUUUUCAGGAUAACCUUUUGUUUUGUGAUGCAUGCGACAAAGGAUUUCACAUGGAAUGUCUGUCACCUCCUAUGACUGAAACACCUACAGGUAUGUUCUUGGUACAAUUAGCUAUUUUCAAGUGCUUUCUCGAAGGAGGGUUCCCCUCAACAGUGUUCUCAGUGUUCUCUUUUGCUGAUCAAAGGCCUUCAGUGAAUCAGUUUUCUAAAAUAAAACUGCUUCUUGUAUCAUCUUUAAGGCGAGUGUUGCUAGAAUUUAAGGAACCUACUUAUUAGUUUUGGGGGUUUAUUAAUUUUGGUGAAUGUUCUGCAGGUAGCUGGGUUUGUUCAGGGUGUAAAGUCAAAACACCUGGAAGGAAAAAGAAAGGACAAGUUGAAACACCUAUAACAAGCCCACCACGCAGAAAAAUUCAGCCGCAGGCAGCAGCUGAAGUUCAAGGGUGAGUGGAUCAGUAGUGAAACCAUCAUUAUGCGUAGCAUUCAAGGAAGUCCUCUUUAGUGAUUAUCUGGAGUGUUUGCUGGGGAUGUUAUUUUUUCUUUGUUACAUGUAGCUUAUAGUUAAGCUUAGUGAUAAUGUUUGUCCAAGUUUUUUUUUACAAUUAAUGCAACAGAGGAUACUCCUAUAAAUAGUCACCAUUUAGACAAAAAGAACUAAUUAAAAACUAGCUAAAAUGUUGCUUGCAAUUUGCACAGCUUUUUUGGUGAAAAACGUAGAGCUUGAUGUGCUAUUAUUUUUCUCCUUUUUGCGUUAUUUUCGCUUCGAUUCUUCCUCAAUUCUUCCUUUGGCUGAGAUUUUACUAGACCCCUUUCUUGUAUGAAAAGUUGGAUCAGCAAUUUAAUAGGCUUCUGUGACAACGAGCACCUACUCCUCCCCUAAGCCAACAUUUUGUCCUAAGAGAGAUCAAGUAAGUGCUAAUGUUGACUUAAGGUAGGGGUAGGUGGUCAGCCGAACGGAGUCUUCUGUGGAUAACAUUGAAGAAUGUGAUAAUUUUUUAUAGAAUUAAAUUUGAGUCUACCAGUCAAUUUUGCAUGUUCUUUGUUUGAAUCUAUAGUCCAUUUAGGAAUUGCUCAUUUAUGGGGCAUGCUUGAGAGUCUUUUCCUGCAAAACUUGCACUAAAGAGUUUCCUUUGAGUAUCAAAGCUGAUAAAUGUGCAUGGUGCAUUGAUUCGGAUUGCACUGUUAUUUCUCUGCUUUUUUGUGUAUCCUAAUUUUUUUUUGUACAUUUCAUCUCUGCCAAACAACUACUUUUGUGCCACGUCUUUUUUUAUAUACUGCAACAACAAUGGAAAAUUUAGCUUCAAGUACAAUAUGUUUUUUUUUUUGUCCAUCAGGUCAAGUGGUAUGUGCCCAACUCCGGGAUGUGAUGGUUCGGGGCAUAUCAAUGGACGAUUUACAUCUCACAGGAGGUAUGCAUGCACAGACUGUCUAAUGUUCCAGUAGCAUCACAGUUUGUUCUUAUUCAACAGUUUUGCUUGUCCUGUUGGUUUUUGUCCGGCCCUGACUGACUAACUGAUGAAUAUCUCUGAAAGAGGUGUAAUGUGGUUUUUCUCAUCAUUUAUGCAUCACUGUUAUAGGUAGAUGUGAAGAAAAGCCAGUUUCUGAGAGAUUUUAUAUGGUAGUGUCUUGUCCCUUCCAAAACAAUUUUGCCUUGUUGUUUUGUUCCAUGCCUCUGACAACACGAUGGAGCACCAGUAUGCAUAUUGUAAACAGUUCCUAAACAAGCAAUUAAGGGUUAUUUAUUCCAUUUCUUUUUAUUCUGGCAUAUGGCUGGUGAAUCUUGUCAUUUAAAGCCCAGGAUGAAAAGUGGUAGCGAUUCUUAAAUUUUCUGUUGUGUCACAGUCUUCCAGCUUGCCCAGUUGCAAAUGAAAGCAAGAAGGUGGAGGAAGAUACUAAGCCCACUGACGAGACGCCUAGGAGGCGACCAGGCAGACCGCCUGCAUCAGCCAAGUCUACCCCUGCAACUCCAUUGUCGCCUACAUCACCUAGGAAACAACAGCAACUGCCGCCAGGUUAGUUACUGGGGUAACAGCUCGUUUCGCUACUUGUUGAGUUCGCUACCUGUUCGCUGCAUAUUACUUUCUGUAAACCAUUAAGAAUAUUUUCUUAAUCCCACUUGAAAAAAGAUCUUGUAACAUGUUUCUCGUUCUUUUACGCUUGCCCCUUCGAAGGUACAAGUUUUGGAUUUUGCUAAUAGGCAGCGAGCCUAGUAUGUAAGUAGCGAACUCGAACGUAGAAAAUUUGACAGGUAGCGAAAAUUAGAGUGUUACUGGUUGCAGGCUCAGUUUUCACUGUUUUGUAGAGUCUGGUCCUAACUCUUUCACUCUUUAUGGUGGCCAGAAAAAUUUCUGUUUUGUAAAAUCCUUACAAAUAAAUAGUACUAUCUCAAAGUUCUGCUGAAGGGGUUCCAUUUGAAUGGUAUUACCAUAGAAUUUUGUUCCCACUUCCUUAAAGGUAAAAAAGCUGGUAUUAUAGCAGCUAUCUCAUUGUAAAUUAUUGAUUGUUAUACUGUACACCAUCACUUUGUCACUUCUCUGAAUGUUACUGAACCUGUGGUUUCGGCUUUCUUUAUUUUAAAUUGCUCGGUUGGUCAGAUGCUUAACCACACUUGGUGCCCGGGCACGGUGCCUGAGUACUACUGUCGCUGGACACUGAUGUGAACACGUCCUUUGUACUCAUACCAGAAUUUGGGUAUGGUGCCUGUUCCAAAGUACAAGUUCUACUCCUCCCCUAAGCCAACAUUUUGCCCUAGUUGAGAAGCAAGUGUCAAUGUUAGCUUAGGGGAGGGGUAGGUGGGCAGUUUCCCAGAAACCUAAAUUGGUCCGGCAACGUUUACACUUGAUGUCCGGGCACGGUGCCUGAGUACGGCACUCGCUGGACACUAAUGUGAACACACCCUUAGAAGUUGGAUUCUUCUAACCACUGUAACCUCGUACCUAUUUUAGGAGUCACAGAGGAAGAUUUAGCACUUUUCAAACAAGCUCAAGAGAAAGCCAAUGCUGCAAUGAAUCUGGACACUACAACUCCUCUUGUGCCGAGCACACGAUCACCACCGCUGAUCCAGUUUGGUCGCUAUGAGAUUGUCACAUGGUAUUCCUCACCAUACCCUCAAGAAUAUGCUAGGUAUAAAUUAAAAUUCCCAUCUUGUGCCUUACGUAGUCAUCUCUCCUUCCGUAAGGGACUCAUUUUACUCUCAUUUGGAUGUUUAGUGAGUCUUCCACGCAGCUGUUUUUGUGUCGUCACGCAACGCUCCUUCUCUAGACGAGGAGUUCGUACGCCGUGUUCAGCCGCCCCCUCCCCGAUUUUUUACUGAAGGGAGGGGGCGGCUGUACACAGGUCGUACACUCUCCCCUCGUAUAGGGGAGAAAAGCGUUGCGUGAUGACUCAAAAACUGCUGCCUGGUAGACUAGCAUUUAUCUUGCCCAUUUUUUUAACAGAGGUAAGAAACAGUGAUUUUUUGACUUUCCUGGUUCUGUAACCUGAAAAAAGAAAAGCGAUUCUCACCGUGUUUGAGUUGUAGGAAAGGCAUUUCGCUCCUAGCUUCAUCCUAUUUUUUUCCGUAACGUGCUUUACACAGCGUUGCUUUAAACAUAUUGAGCCCAUGGGUCUAAAGUUACUGUAAUAGCUUGAAACUUGUCGUGUUUUGCAGACUUCCAAAGCUUUACUUGUGCGAGUUUUGCUUGAAGUACAUGAAGAGUUCAAGCAUUUUGAUGCGUCACAUGGUAAUCUACUGGUUUAGUAAUGAAUGACCUUCUAGUAUGAAAUUAUUCAUUUAGAAUACCAUUUCUGUCUCUGAUUGACUUUAAUCCUUCGCUGACCAAGGCUGGCUAUCAUCCCCUCAAUCGUUCAUCAGCUUGUCUUAAAGAUAUGCUGAUCAUGAAAGACGGAAAAUACUUCACAAUCAGAUAAUUAGCUUCAUGAGGAUAUUGUUGUUUUAAGUCUAUUCUGGUCUGAACUCAUUACUUAGUGCCUUAAUGGCCCAUACACAAAAUACUUCGUUAGAGAUAUGAAGAAGAUAUCAAACAGAUCUGGUCGGGGAGCACUAAUGGAAUUCAACGAUUUGAAGACCAGUUGUGCUUUUUAAAAAGAUAGCAAAUAGUGUGAUGUAGCCCAUUUAAGUUUUAAUAUUUCUGUGGAUGGAAUUCUCGAUGUACCUGCGCCUUUGUCACUGUCGUCGCGGCAGUUGUCCCUUUCGUAAACGGUCGCUGCCAGUUUUAAGACACUUAUUAAAUUUUUGAGUUGUUAUUGAGAGUGUUCCUAUUAAAAAGAAAGAAAAUCGUAACUCGGUCGAACCCGGACCUUUCGUAUCCCAAUCUCUCUCCCUUACCACUACACACCCACGCCGACCCGCCAAAAUUCCUAAAAAUUUAGGUACAUAAACUUGCAAACUGUCCAGCAAUAACAGGUGACCCUUCCCCUUUCCAUAACUUUUACCGUAAUUUUAACUUGGGCAUCAACGUCGUUCUUUCUAAGACUAUUAAAAAACGUAUUAUUUGCCUUAUUGUAACUUAAUAUUACAUCUAUCAUGACAAAAUUCUUGGUUACCAGUGGUGCCAUCGACCGUUAAAAAUGGCAACGACCGUUUACGAAAGGGAAAUAGGCGUCUUCGCCUUGUCUUUGCUUAAUUGGCCAUGAGGUUGUGCGCAAGACUGGGCCAGGGUUGUGUCGAAUUGCACUAUCGGAAUGUUUUGUGGGACGAAUUUGGACGUACUACUCUGCCUAUCUUUGUUUGUAAUGCCAACAUUUAAGAGAAGCGACAGCAUCCCCAUCCCCAAGACAGUCCCUAAACAGUGCAGUUCGACCCAGCACAAAAGCAUAAUCGAGUGCAACCAAAAGAUGGCUAAUAGAGAUUCGACUGUAAAAUUCUGUCCAUGGAACUUGUGUUUGAAACUCGGACAAGCCCAACAAUGACAAGACAUGACUUAAUAGUCCUGUGUUCUCUUUUUCUACAGACAAAGUGUAAAUGGUUUCAUCCUCCAGCAAACGAAAUUUACCGCAAAGACGAUAUCUCUGUAUUUGAGGUGGAUGGUGCCGUUAACAAGGUCAUAGUCAACACCCUUCUGGCUUUUGUAGUUUUUUUUUUAACACAACUGUUGGACCUCACCGGUCUAUAAUUAGAACGUAGAUUCUGACGGGUAUGAACUUUACAAUACUGAACGCCAAAAACGAAAGGUUUGGAUUGACUUUAUUGACGAGUUUUUUUCGAAAUGUCUUACAUUUUGAGACUGGGAAGUUUGUUAACUAGUCAUUGAAAAUCUUCAUACCCUACCCCAAAGAUUCAACGUUAAAUUCAACUUGGAACUUUGUUUUUCCGACUUGCAAAAAUGUUACUGUUAACCUUGCUGUAACACAAUUUGGUGCACAUACAACAUCUUAUAGGGCUGAAGCUUUAGUUACCAACGAUGUAUAGAAGGCAAAACACAAAUAAAUAAAUAAAUAAAUAAAUAAAUAAUAAUAAUAAUAAUAAUAAUAAUAAUAAUAAUAAUAAUAAUAAUAAUAAUAAUAAUAAUAAUAAGAGAAUCGGCGAGCGAGGCGGUGGAGGGGCGGGGGCGUCUGGUCCCAGUCUUCCAAUGAUGACAUUGACUGUUAGAAAUUGUAUCGGCCGUUUACAACCUGUGAUCUAAGCCCUGUCAUCAGUAUUUCUCCCCAGAAUCCAGCUGACCUUUGUGUCGUAACUAUGAUUUGUUGUUUUAGAUCUAUUGCCAGAACUUAUGUCUGUUAGCCAAACUGUUUCUUGAUCACAAGACUCUGUAUUAUGAUGUGGAACCGUUCCUGUUCUAUGCCUUGACGAAAAACGACAAGAAGGGCUGCCAUUUAGUCGGCUACUUCUCCAAGGUGUGUCUCUUUUUUGUUUUGUAUUAAUUAACAAAAAAGUAUUAUCUUUUCAGAGGAAAUAUUUUCUCACUAGUGAAACUGGUAGCAGUCUAGGUAACCGUUUCCACGAACCUUUAAGGCGUGACGCCUGAAGUGUUAUGUUCACAUCAUUGACUAGUUUGUUUUUGUCGUUGCCUUGUCGAAAAUUUCUUUUUUCGUGUUAGCAAAAAGCGUCGAAAGGUCCAUGCCUCACUGAAUGAUGAUAGGAAGAUUCAGCAAAGACAACGUAACGUCAAUUGAGAACACAAUUCAGUUAACUUUAGCGCUUUUGCGGAAAAAAUAAUUUGCAAACAGCCCAAGAGUGAACGAAAUAAUGACCACGAAUCAUUUUUAUCCGGUGCUCAGUUUCCCGCCAACGUUUUGGCGUUCUUUACUUUGCCUUGCCAUUGGUCCAAUUUUAUACCAUGGACAGAAAGCAGUUUUCACAAUACAAAUUGAUUCAAUAUUCAUAAACUGAUCUGCGGUUCUCAGCGCCAUUACGUUAAAGAAUUUAUCUGUUUAUUUUUUAUUUGAUGGUUUAACGUCGCGUUCACUUGUCCUUGCAUAAUUAAAAUUGCAGAGAGACUUAAAAUCAAUAAAAAAAUAAAUAUUUCGCUGCAACAAUUUUCAUUCAGGAAGACAAGUGUGUCCCUUUCCUGAAUAUGUUUGCUGAAUUUAUGUUUUAAGCUUUUGGGUCAAAUUGCAUUUCUUUUCCGGCUAUUAUAACUAAAGAUUCUUUGGCGUUUUUUAGAUAUACUCAGUGACCCAAAUGCCCCCGCAUAAACUACGGGAAAUACAAUAAUUUCUCUGGCUUACCAUUCGAGAUGCAGCUCCUGAAAGUUAUCUAAAGCCAGUAUCGCUUCAUUUGCAAUCCUCUUACGACGGGUGAAAACAAAACGAGAUCAAAUCGGAUUUCCGAAUGAUCUCUUUAUGACAUUUUGGGAUGAUCGAAUGCUGCAUAAAUUUUGCGCAUGAACUCACCUGUCAAAUUUUGACCAAUUAGAGCAUAAAAUUGGACGUAGAGCGUGACCAACGGGGGACAAAAAUCAAAACCCAGCUGUCAAUUGAUCAAAACAUUGAUGUCCAAUAUGUGUGCAUUAUCAGUUUUCCUGUGCUCCCAAAACUAAAAAAAAAUCGAUGAGUUGACACAUAUGGGAUACUGGUCAGUGGCUAUCCUGUUUGGACAGCUUCCAUUAAAGAUGUGGACUUGCCAAGACACGCCUGAGACACCCCCCUUCCUUUUGAAACCCCAAAAAAUUGACCAUAUUCCAUGGGUAUGGGGCUCUGUUUCGCGCGCGGGAGCCCCGCUAAUAUCGCAAAGACCAAAAAAUUUACACCCCAAAAAUCCAGUGCCGAAAGAAAAAGCUGGGCGAUAAAGGCGAUGGAUGAGACAUCAAUUUUUUAAAAAAUGAAUUGAAGCGUCGUUACACUGCUGCGGGACACUUUGCACACUAUUGUUUAAUUGUAUAUUAAAUGGAUUUACAACACAGAUACAAUGUAAUCAUCUAAUGCGUUAAACUUAUUAACGCAAAACAAGUUUGGUUGUACGCAGGCGCUACCACGAAUCUUCAGGUUGUUUUGAAUGCCCAAAAAAAUGCCCACUAAAAUCAAUCAACCCAAAAAAUACUUGCCAAAUUUUCCUUCCCAAAAAUAUCCCGGAAUCGAAAAUUUCAAAUCCCCAAAAAAUGCUUCGAUCAUCUCCGUCACUGAAAUCCGGAGAACACGUAAGCCCUCGAAACACCAGCUUUUCAAUAACUUUACAGUCGUUAAUCUACCUUCCAAACUCAACUUAAUAUGAAACUGAAAAUCUUUUUUUUCGCUGUGCCAUUGACGUUUUGCCAUAGUUUGUUUGCAAACCCACGCCCUUCCUUAUUGAUGAGUAUAAGGGUUUCCAUUCAGGUUUAUGUACAGGGUGAAGGACAUGACGAAACGGCUGAUUUUUUUUGUAACUUGUUACAACAGGAAAAGUCGUGUCAACAAAAGUACAACGUAUCUUGUAUCAUGACCAUGCCGCACUGUCAAAGACAAGGAUAUGGCCGGCUACUGAUCGACUUCAGUAAGUUUUGGAAGAAUAUUCAGAUUUAGCGUCUUAAUGUCUGCGUUACUUUGUGAAUGUUCAAAGGUAGAUAAAGCGUGCACAGAACUUUGGGCUUGAAGAAGGCUCAAGCUACAGUUGUCGUAUGUGGCGAACUACAAAGUUUAAAUGCGACGUGUUACAAAUAAUUCUUGAGGCGAGUUAUGAAUUGGGAUGACAGCAGCAAGGAAGACAUCAUAUGAUUAACGACUAAAAUGCUGAUUGCAACAAGUUGCAUGUGUAUCUGAAUAGCGCUUGCAACGGGCUAAAUUUGCCAGUUAGCCUUUUCACAGCCCCCUAUUUUUCCUAGCCUUUGUACAGACGUCCCCUCAGGUUAAUUUUUCCGUAAGUUCGCCGAGAACGAGAGCUGUAAGCCGCGAUCUUGACCGAGCGACGCCCGCCCACAAGUUACAUUUGAAACCAAUUACAAAGUGGCUGCCAGUAACGGUGAGCGCUCAAGCUCGACCGCGAUCUUUCGGAACAACAGGGGCCUGUGAACAGUCUUAUGCCAGUUUAGCGCAUAACAAAUGUCUGGCGCGACGAGCUACAAAUAUUGUUUGCAAAGAUAUGCUGAAGUCACAUUUUUCUAGUCAUUCGCAAGAAACCCGCUUCCUUUAUGUGCAUAGAUGUCCUAACCCUGUUCAAUUGUAUUUAAUUGCUGUGCAGGUUACCUAUUGUCGAGAAUCGAAGGCCAGCCCGGUUCACCUGAGAAACCUUUGUCAGAUCUCGGUUUAAUCAGUUAUCGCAGCUACUGGAAAAGCAUCUUGCUCGAGUACCUACAUGAUCACAAAGAACGACAUGUUACCAUAAGGGGUAAGAUACGUUUUUUGCUUUAAUAUAAAAAUUCUCAAGUUUGAAAUACCGUAAACUGCCGCUUGCAAGUCCUGGGCGUAUAUAAUUUUCUUAUCGAAUCUUUAGUGGUGAAAUACCCUUAAAAUGUAGGAUUACAAACUAAAUAUAUAGAACCGUGCAGGUGAAAGUUCUGUCAGAGGUUUCAUUUGAAUGGUCACACCUUAGGAUUUCAGUUUCAAUUCAAAAUGUUCGUGAGGUUUUCGGGUACCUGUGAAAUGCAACCUAGUCCGUUGAAUGAAGUGACUAAAGAAAUAUUUGACGUUCUACAGGCAUAAGCAAAGCGACUGGGAUGGAUCCACACGAUAUCGCCGCUACACUGCAGAUUCUUAACAUGGUGCACAAACGUGACGGCAAGUAAGUGAUUGGGAUUUUUAGAUUUGUUAGCGGCAGUGGGUUUAGACUAUGAAUAGGCUUUCUAUUGGGAAGUAGGACGCAGGAGGCGAUCACUGCGAUCAGACAGGGAGGGGUAAGGGGGAGAAACGGGGGGAGGGGAGGAAGGGAGGCAGGCGUUCUCCCCUCUCAGCAACAUGCUACCCUGGGGACCUGUUCAUAGGCUACAGUUUCCUUCACUUGUCUCGACGAUUAUGAAAGUUGAGUUCAAACAGGAUAGCAGAAUAUCCAUUCAGUGUAGGAUAUGUGUAAUUUAAAAAAAUAAAUUAAGCAAAGGACACGUUAAAACCGUUGACUGCUCUUGGUUUUACCAGGUUUGUGCUGUGUGUAAACCAACGCCUUAUCAGCGCUCAUAUGGACAAGCUGAAAAAGAGUAACCGUACUGUGCUGGAUCCCGAUGCUCUUAGGUGGACGCCCCUGGUACACACCAACAUGGCGCUUGUCGACAAGGAGAACGAAUCAGUCAAUGGGACUCAUGGGGAGGGAAAAAAUAGCAUCAGUGACAGUCCCGAGGGGAACAUGGGAAACCCCGAGGAUACCGGGGUGGAUAUUCUUAACGGUAGUCAUACUGAAAACGCCAAGGACGGGAUGAUUUUAAACGGAAAUGCUGAGGAAGAAGAUGGAAAUGUGUUUGAGGACGAUGACGAGGGACCGAUUGUUCGCCCCAGAAAGCGCCGAAGAAGUAAUACGCUUUCCGAUAGCGGUUCCGAAAAACCCGAAGGGAAGCCGGAGGAGGAUGGCGAUGGGAAAUCUUCGAAGGAGGAAGCAGAUUCUGAUCCAGCGGCGCAGAGCAAGUUGAAUAGAGUAGUAUCUGGCACAGGCACCGUUAAAAAGAGAAUGAAAUUAAACGACGAGGAGCCGAGAGAGGACGCGAGCGAAGAUACUGCGGAUAAUUCGGACUCCGAAGAUUCGGCGUCGUCAUCGUCGGCGUCAUCUUCGUCUUCGUCAUCGUCCGAAGAAAGCGAUAACGGCGAGCCCAUGGAGAACAAUGAUGAUGAUACUGCCGAAGAUACCCGAAAGGGUUCCGAAGGUGGAACGAGUGAAUCUUCUUCCGAAGCGAACAACUCGCCUACCCACGUGUACGCUGGUUUUGGAAGCCAGCCAAGUGAUCGAGUUCCCCUGGCUAGCUUAGCGGAUGCGCAGAUCGGAAUGGAUCCAAAUUUCUCGAGAUUGUCACCGAGUUUUGAGUGCAAGGAGGCUAACCCAUCUGAUAACUUAACUGUAGACCAAGAUAUGAAUCCGGUUGAGGAUUUCCCUGACACGGAUAGCACGGCGCUCAUUAAAGAACUAUCCGAGGAGGUGUUCUCUAUAGGAGCCACGCCUUCUUUAGGAGGGCAGCACUCUUCCGAUGAUGAGAUUUGAGUAAUGGAAAGUUCCAUCAUCGGUUAUCGCUAUUUAUUUUUGUUUUGUUUUGUUUUGUUUGCAUUCGGGAACACCACUUUGUUUAUUGUGGUGUAAAGAAACUCAAGCCUUGGUCAGGGUGUUGAGGUCUUCUUCCUCGAAAUAAAGAAGUAGCACUUUUAAAUACAACUAACCUACAUCUUAAAAGUUGUAACAUGUAAAGAGAUUUCAACGCUGACUUUUUUUUCAAAGUUUUUAUCUUAGCUAACAGUAUGUUCACACUAGGUGCCUAAGUACUAGUGCCUGAUAAAAAGGCACAAAGUGGUGUUGUGUUCACACCUUGGUUACCCACAUCUGUACAUAUUUGCUCCAUAUGGCCUCGUCAGAUGCCAUUUUGAAACAUGAACGAAACAGGGAGUUUUGGGUAAGCAAGGCAAUGGAUUGCCUCGGAACUAAGCCGAACAACGUGAACGCAGAGGCACCCGGGUGUGUUCAUACAGUAGCCAGCGAGUAGCUUACUCGGGCACCGUGCCCGGGCACCAAGUCUGAACGUAACCAUAGUCAACGUUCACCCUGAGAACUUUUUUCUGGCUCUUGGGGUUUUCUAUGAAACUUUGACGUCUGGUUUCUCCUACGACGCAAACCAGCCUGGGCCCAGUUGUUCGAAAGCCGAUUAGCGCUUAACCCGGGAUUAAAAUUAACCCAGGUUUCUUUUUCUUGUUUUCAAAAGCAUUUUCUGGGAUAAUUUUCUCUGUUAUUUUUAGUGCUUCCAAUCAUCAACUUGUAGACUAAAAGAAUUAAAACUGAAAUGCUUUUUAAGCUUUCAAAUCUGAAUUCAAAUCUCGCACUAACCCUGGGUUAUCUUAAGCCAGCUUUGAACAACUCGGCCCUGUUUGGCAAGUCGCGUUCGUUUGCGAGCAAAGCGCCAUCGCUCACGCUUUGCUAGCAUGGAAACGCUUGCAAUGCAGUCCAGAGACAAGGAAAAGCUCAAUCAACUAUUAUACUCAGUAACACGAGGAUUAUUAGGCAUUCCAACGUGAAUAGUAGCUUUCUUGACUCCAGGUACCAGUUGUUUGAAGGUCGAUUAGCGCUAACCCGGGGUCAAGUUUUUUUUCAAAUUUUGGUCAGACUUUUAUUCAAAAGGAUUUUCUCAGAAGUUUUCUCUGCUUUUCUUGCAGAGCUUCCAAUGAUCAAAUUGCAGACAAAAAGAAUUAAACUGAAUAUAAUUUGUAAGCUUCCAUUUCUGAAUUACAAUUUCGCACACUGACCUUGCGCACGCUUAUAUCUUGAACUUGUUUAUCUAAUCACACAAGACAGUGACCAACAUGAAAGCUUAGGCUUCUUUGGUCACUGUGUGCACAUGUCAACAAAUAAUUUGUACACCUUGGUUUUCACUGCUUAUUGAGUUUUUUUCUGUGGAAAUCUGUCUUCUUGUAUUUCUUUGUGCACAAUAGAGACCUUUGGAUUCCAGGACUAGAACGAGAUUGAAGGAAAGCUUCAUUCAGAUUGUACUUUUCAGGGGCGGAUCCAGGAAUUUUUUUAGGAGGGGGUGCACUCGUCUGUUGCUCUACUUCAGCGCCCGGAUAAAACACAUAGUUUUUUUUUGCAGAAUACCAGUUGUAUUCUCGGGGUGGGGGGGGGGGGUGCGCACCCCCUGCACCCUCCCCCUGGAUCCGCCCCUGCUUUUUAUUCAACAGAAAAUUAUUCAACCCCUAACAUUUGAUAACUUGUUUCCUCCACAACGACAUACUCGCGAAAACCCGUAGUAGAAUGACGACGGCUAUCACGUUUUCCCGCCAAAAUGACGCUGGUUCACGCGCGCGUGUCACUGGACAGGUGCUUUGGUGCUCUGGUUUGUGUCGUAUGUGGAAACAGCUCUUAGUGAUAAAAACCAAAACUGUAAAAAGAAAAAUGAAUAUUAAUAUAAAUAAAAGAUUCGAAACGAUUACGUAUUUUGCUCAGAGUUGGACUCGAUUAAGAUCAUGACUUGUAUCACGGUGCAGUAUUUUCCGGAUUUCAUGCACGUGAAAUAGAUUGAUAAGUGUUUAACUGUCAUGACAACCUUUAUGUUAUCAAACACAUUUCUACCUUUUUAGUUGUCUUUGUGAAACUUUUAACUUUUCACUUCUCCAUGGCAAGUUUAGAGGCUAUGAUUGACAAGUUUAACAGAUAUUUGUUCACUCACGCAACCUUUUCAAGUCUUUUAUUUCGAUUAUUGAGUUAAUAAAGAACGCUUGUAAUGGC
Molecule: messenger RNA, 15632 nt
Organism: Porites lobata
Lineage: Eukaryota; Metazoa; Cnidaria; Anthozoa; Scleractinia; Poritidae
Source: the annotation of a GenBank genome assembly